This is a messenger RNA of Rotaria sp. Silwood2, 2017 nucleotides long. NCBI's taxonomy places the organism in Eukaryota, Metazoa, Rotifera, Eurotatoria, Philodinida, Philodinidae. The record is from the annotation of a GenBank genome assembly.
UGUUUUAAGAAGCUCUCUUUCACCAAGUUGAAAGUCAGAAAGAAAAUAAGCUUUUCUAAAGUAUAUAAAUCUUUGCUGGAAAUGCAAUUUUUUUGCCAUCAUCUAUCUCCAUCAGACUAAACUCAUUCUAUAACUAUCCCUCAAAUAAAACAGCGCUUCUAUUUAACUCAGAAAAGACAGUUGUCAAAGUAAGAAAUAUUUUACUUUAUUAUUUUGUCUCCAUCUGAAUGACUCAAACCAAAGAUUCAUGAUAUACUUAAAUCACUUUCGAAAACCGAAUUGAAGCUACGUAGUAAUAACAAAUGAAAUCAGCCUAAAUGUUUACUUAGGUCUAGCCAAAAGUUCUGAGAUUGUUACAUAAAAGUAUAAAGAUAAGAAGAUAUUUUCAAUUUUAUUUCAUCAAAGUUUCACGAUAGUUGUUAUAAUUAUUUAUAGCAAGUUCAAUUCUUUCUAAUAAUUUAUUAAAAAUUUUUACCUACCUUGGAAACUGCAGGAACACAUAAUAUUUCGUUUGCCUAGUUGAUUUCAAGAAUUUUUCUUUAAAAUUUAGCAAAAAUCGUGUCAGUUGGGUUCCAGUACUAGGAGUGAUGAGAUAUAGAUUUAUUUUAGACGGGUUGGUAUCAAGUCAUAUGAUGCUAGCUGGACUAAUGAAAAUAAGUCAGCAAAGACUGUUGCUCAUAGAGACAGGUAUAAAUCAAAACUUUGUUUUAAAUAUUGUUUAAGUCGAAUGGUCCUCUUUUCAUACAUAGUCUAGAUAAUGGUGAGAUUGUAGGCCAUAAGUAUUAUAUUGAAAAUUGUCUAAGACCUAUUGUUAAUAAAAUAUGGAAGUAAACAGGGAUAUCAGGUUCAAAAUGUGUAAAACUAUUUAACGAUCAUCGUUGACUUCAUAUUGAUCCAAUGUCAUUAAUUAUUUGAGAGAAAGAGGCAUCAAUAUAAUGUCACAUCCACCGUAUUCGCCGGACCUAGUACUACACAAUUUUUGGUUAAAUAAUUCUAUCGAUCGACGUUAAACUGAUUAAAUAAAUGAAAUAUGACGUACUCAUGCGGUUUCCAAGGCAGCUAAAACCUUUUUCGAAAAAGAGUUCAAAGGAACUUUUAAUAAAUAAUUAGAAAGGAUUGAACUUGCUAUAAAUAAUCAUGAGAACUAUCGUGAAACUGUGAUAAAAUAAAAUUGAAAAUAUCUCCUUAUCUGUAUACUUUUACUUAACAAUUUCAGAACUUUUGGUCAGAUCUACGUAUUUGUCGAGGGUAAACAGCGAACUUCAGACUUCAAGAACUCAAGAGACUUUAAAUUUUCAAAAGACUUCUAAAGACUUUAAAAAACUUCAAAAGAUUUCAUGAGACUUCAAGAGACUUCAUGAGUAUUCGAGAAGCCUUAGAAAUUGGACACAAUUUCUGUACCAUGCAAAACACACUAUCUUUUUAGAUAAAGAUAUCAAAAGAGUUUCCUUUCAUAAUUCUAUAUAAGGGCAUAUACAUGUAUAAACUCAAUAAUAAAAGAAAAUGCAGCUAAAGUUUUUAUUUCAAAAUUAGUAAAUUCACAACGGAUUUAUUCUCUUUUCGUCAUCAUCAGAUUUAAUUUAAUUUCAAUCCAUGAUCAAUGUAUAACUUAUUCAUAACCAUUAUUCAUAAUUUCAACAUUUGUUUCGAAGAUAAAUACCCAUAGUAAUUUGAAAUAAAAAUUUUAGCUUCAUUUAAUCAUGCAAAAGAGCCAGUUAGUAAGGUGAAUAUAUUAACUUCGUUAAAGACAUACAAUGCUUUUGAACUACAUGAUUUAAGUAGAAAUAUAUUUGUCAGUGUUAGAUUGAACAUUAAUUCAGAUAAUUAUUCGAUAGCUGAUUCAGAGUCAUCAUUAAAUUCUGAAUCUAAUUAUGAUGAUGAAACAAUGAAAGGUAAUGAAGUUGAUAAUGAUCUGUUCAACUUGAAUGAAGAAGAUCAAGAUGUGACAAUCAGACAAAAUGUUGAUAAAAUUGAAAUUAAUAAGAUGGACUUUAAUGGUAUACGUAUAUUUGAUUAG